Messenger RNA from Galleria mellonella (greater wax moth), 641 nucleotides. RefSeq names its product U7 snRNA-associated Sm-like protein LSm10. Gene Ontology annotation, cellular component: nuclear body; cytoplasmic U snRNP body. The record is from RefSeq and is a predicted model, not a curated record. Bases 184 to 582 code for a protein of 132 amino acids. Gene Ontology annotation, biological process: mRNA 3'-end processing by stem-loop binding and cleavage. Gene Ontology annotation, molecular function: histone pre-mRNA DCP binding; U7 snRNA binding. NCBI's taxonomy places the organism in Eukaryota, Metazoa, Arthropoda, Insecta, Lepidoptera, Pyralidae. The transcript is spliced from 4 exons.
ACGCACAUCGCUACUACUACUUGACCUAAAAAUUGUAAUACACUUUUUUUAAUUGUAUUUGUAUUAUAAAUUAACUUAAAUAUAAGGUUGUAUUUGUUAUCUAAAUUAGGUCUAAUUUUCAGACAAGUAAUAUAAGAUACAGUAAUAUAAGAUACACACAACGGCUGUAGAAACUUAAAUAACAUGUUUGUUGGAUCAUCAAAGGAAAGAUUUGUGUACCAUAACACUUUAUUGUGCUUAGUAAAAGCUUUGCAAGGUCAAAAUAUUACUUUGGAUCUUCGUAAUGACUCAUAUACAUGUGGUCAGAUAGUAACAGUUGAUGGUUUUAUGAAUAUUUCCCUUUGUAGUGCUGUUUAUUGUGAUCCUCAAGGAAAUGAGUUCUUUUUUGAAAACCUAUUUAUACAUGGUCGUAAUAUUAGAUACAUACAUAUUCCUGAAAAUAUGUCAAUAAUAGCAACUAUCAAGAAAGAAUUAAACAAAAAUAAAGAGACGGGACCUGUUAAAAAGCCCAUUGCAAAGUCGAGAAAAAAUACAAAGGCACUACAACAACACAUGCAAACCGUAGCAUCGUUAGAUUUGUAACAUUUUUACGUAUGUUUGUAUAUAAAUAAAAAUUGUUUUAUUACAUUCCACAUUUUAAA